Cadophora gregata is the source of this 2270-nucleotide messenger RNA. RefSeq lists its product as uncharacterized. Gene Ontology annotation, cellular component: plasma membrane. Lineage: Eukaryota; Fungi; Ascomycota; Leotiomycetes; Helotiales; Ploettnerulaceae. Bases 659 to 2152 code for a protein of 497 amino acids. The record is from RefSeq and is a predicted model, not a curated record. Gene Ontology annotation, molecular function: nucleobase transmembrane transporter activity. Gene Ontology annotation, biological process: transmembrane transport; nucleobase transport. The transcript is spliced from 5 exons.
UAGUAAGGUAAUACAUAAAGCGGGGUAGAAAAACAAAGCUGGUAAGCACCAUCCGUGGCACUGUUAACGUUGCUCUUGCUGCUUCUUAUCUGAACAUUCUCUACGGAGAAAACCUCGGACCCGAAACCCGAAAUGGACCCGCUUCCCCAACCUCUCUUCCCACCUCACAUCCUUCGAUCAACCAUACAACGCCACUGGAUAUCAACUCGUAUCUCUUGGCAUGCAUUUGUUAUCAAGAUAGUCCAGCUCCGCAUGCCGGCAAUAGUCCGCUUUAGAUUGUCUCCCAGCAUCAAUGGGAGACGACUGCCUAUCGUGACGGGGGCGAUGGUGAGCUGCCAUCGAGAUAUGACUCUUUGUCGAUCAUAUAUGGAAGUGGAUUGACCCCAUUCCAUCCAGGUUGAACAUAGCUUCUGUGAUUUUGAAGUUAUACUCGUGUUGUUUCGCUUUUAACAUCACAAACAUGUUUGAACGAGCCAGGAACUCGGUGCAAACCUUCAGCUGGAAGCUUCCUAAACAGAGCUCGUCACUCGCUCCAGAAUAUGUGUGGAGUAAUUCAGAUCAGGACCCUGUUCCCAUUGAAAAGUAGGCCCAAUUUUUCAUGUUGCCAAGAUAUCUGUUGACAUAGGUCAGGCGAACAUGGUCGGGCUUCACAUUUGUGAUGUAUUGGUUUUCAGAUCUUGUAACAUAUUCAACUUGGGCAAAUGGAGCGGCAGUUGUUGCUCUUGGCCUCUCGCCUAGUGACGCGAUUUGGAUUGUGUUCGUAGCUGCCAUGUGCAAUGCCAUUCCGACAGUGAUGAAUGGAGCGAUUGGAUCAGACUUACAUAUUCCUUUCCCAAUUGCAGUCCGAGCCAGUUAUGGAUAUUGGUUAAGCCACUUCUGUGUCGUGUCAAGAGGAAUCCUCGCGCUGUUCUGGUUUGGAGUCCAAUCCGCCGGAGGAGCCACAGCAAUCACGCAAAUGAUCACAGCCAUCUGGCCAUCCUAUGCUCACCUUCAUAACAAUCUUCCGGCUUCAGCAGGUAUCACAAGCAAGGGAUUGAUCUCAUACUUUCUCUACCAUGUUGUCCAGACGCCAUUCCUUUUCAUCCGGACCGAGAAGCUGAAGUGGAUGUUCCUGGCCAAGACAAUCCUAGUCCCUCCCAUGGCUCUCUCCAUGGUCAUCUACCUCGCAGUAGCAGCAAAAGAUGCACCAGAUUUCUGGAACCAGAAGUCCGAGAUGACUGGCUCUACUCGUGCUUGGCUGUGGCUCUCAAGUAUGACUUCAAUCACAGGAGGCUUCUCUACACUUGCCGUCAACAUCCCGGAUUUCUCCCGAUUUGCGAGGAAAAAAGGGUCUCAGUGGUGGCAGCUACCGUUCAUCCCAAUCUUCAAGAUUGUGGUCAGCAUAUUUGGUGUUGUUGGUGCGAGUGCUUCCAAGCCACUUUAUGGGAAGACUCUUUGGAGUCCUCUUGACAUCUUGGCGCAAUGGCAAGGUACUCCUGGCGGUCGAGCUGCUGCAUUUUUCUGUGCAACAUUGUGGUGUCUAGCUCAAAUCUGCGUCAACAUCUCAGCAAAUUCGGUUUCGUUUGGCAAUGAUAUUACAUCCCUCUUUCCCAAGUACUUCAAUAUCCGCCGCGGAGUCAUCUUCGCUAUGCUUGUAGGGGGCUGGGCAAUGGUCCCUUGGAUUAUCCUGUCGAACGCGAAAACAUUCUUGAAUUUCAUGUCCGCCUAUGCCGUAUUCAUGGCUCCCAUCGCUGGCAUAAUGCUCACAGAUUAUUGGUUUAUCAAGAAACGGAAAAUUGACGUCCCGGCUCUUUACGACCCAGAAGGAAUAUACGGAAAAUGUAAUUGGCGAUCCUUAGUCAUCAUGCUUUUGGUCAUUGUUCCCAUGCUUCCAGGUCUGGCCCACAAAGUCACACCUGACAGUGUGCAUAUUCCCAAGGAGCUAUCUAAUCUCUUCUCCAUCAACUGGCUCUAUGGAUUCGUUGCUUCAUGCUUGAUUUACUAUGUUCUCAAUGUUAUAUUUCCUGACAAAGAGACUUUGAUUCCAGCUACAAUCGAGGGCUAUACAAACGUUGUUGAAGGAGUCGUCACUGGCACCGAGAGCACAGAUGGAGACAGCAGCCGUGCAGAGAAAGGUCUCGAUACCAAGGCACCUAUGGAAGUCAAGGCAUAGCGAAGCUUAAGGGGAUGUAAGAUGGGGAAUAUAAUAUGCAAGAAGAUUUUAGCAGCUUUUUCACAAAAGGGGGUUCACUUCAAAUCCUUGCAGUUUUCUUUCUUGCUCUCAAGAAAAG